AUGACCAUCCGUGUUUUGAUGCUGGUUUUGGCCAUGGGUGUGGCAAUCGAGGAGUUUGCAGAGAGCGCGGUCGAGAAUGACAAGGAGUGUUCCCUCUCCUUGCUGCAGAGCACCAUGCAGCGCUCUGAUGGCGUUCGACGAACCUACCUCAAGACGGAGGGAGACGAGGCCAACCAGGUGGACAAGGUGAAUGAUGCGGUAACGCCAGCGUCUCUCCUCACUGUCGAUGCCGCGGAAGCUUCUCAAAAGACUGAGCACAGCCUCCUGAAGUCUGCAUUCCUGAAGGAUGUCGCCCAAGCAAUUCUCGACAACCAAGUUGAGAACAGAACUAUGGCACGAGAAGCAGCCCGUCGCCGUGCGCUGGGCUGA
This is a messenger RNA of Durusdinium trenchii, 369 nucleotides long. NCBI's taxonomy places the organism in Eukaryota, Dinophyceae, Suessiales, Symbiodiniaceae. The record is from the annotation of a GenBank genome assembly.